AUGUCUCUCAAUAUGCGCCAUUUUGUUACCUUAGCAGGACUCGUACUCUUGGGUGCUUUUGUCAAUGCUCAUUCCAAUAAUACCUUCGAGGGAAUGGAGAUUGUUGAUGCCAAGUGGAAUCUUGAGCUCACGCCCGGUGGUCAGGUUGUGAACCUUUCAGGCACUGUUGAACAAAUCUACCCUCAGCUUCUUGCACUUAACCCUACCUACGAGACAGACUGGGCUCAAAAUAGCGAGGUCAAUGUAUGGUAUGACAACUUUGUUGCUGAAGACGAGAAUGAAGGACAGACAGAAAACCCUGCUGGCUCCUUAUCGGUUAGAGGUCCACCAAAAGCAAAAGGUAGAGGAUACAAACUCGGAAAAUCCAGGAUUGAUCGCUGGCAUUGGAUUACUUGGCAACAGGCCAUCCCUAAAUGCAACGUUAGAAGGUGGGCUAUGUGCUAUGACAUCAAGAAGGGAUGCAAACACUUGGAAAGGGUCCAAGGAAGACCACAGCUUGAAGAUGGGAAAUGCAGUCAAAUGAGCUGUUCGAACAAAUCUGCUAUCAUCUGGUGCAAUGUAUCUGGAAAGACUUGGACUGUGCCCAGCUAUCGACAAAUUGCUCAAGGCGCCUGGAUGAUCUAUGAGCAGUGCCAGGAAAAGGAGCCGUACGCGUUCAAGGACCGUGGGGCACGUUGCUAUGUCCGUGGGAAAGUCUUUCCUUGGCAGAAGAAGUGGUUUGUCCAGGCUACUGCCGUGGAUUCUUGCUAA
Clonostachys rhizophaga is the source of this 750-nucleotide messenger RNA. The record is from the annotation of a GenBank genome assembly. Lineage: Eukaryota; Fungi; Ascomycota; Sordariomycetes; Hypocreales; Bionectriaceae.